AUGAUACCAGUUAACGAGGAAAAGACACCACUUUUACCUAGAACUGGUAACGAUUUCGAAUUGUGGCCCAUGCUUCUUGCAAAGGCCUUGUUGAAAUUGUGCUCCUUGACAUGGACGGACUGCUAUGAAAUCGUGGAUUUCCAUCCUGUUGCUUGCUUAACUGGAUGGGUUUGUUUGCGACUGGAGGUGGGAUAUCUAUCGCCGCAAGAUAAAUGGGACUUUCUGAGAGAGUACGCGGAUCACUUCGAAUGGGAAGUGACGGAAGUCACGGAGCAGAAAAGUCAGGAAACGGCGAAGACGAAAAGAACCAAGGAUACGGAUGGCACGAAGAGGACCAAAGAGACGAAAAAAUCCACGAAAACUGAUCGAUCGACAAAAUCGGAGAAGCUCAAAGCUUUGAUCAAACCACGACCGGUUACCCUGUUCCUCGGUUUAGAAGACAUGAAACAAGUUUCGCCAGAUAUUGUUCCGGAAAUGGCACCUUGUUGGGAUCAUUUUGUUUAUAUAGUUCAGUCGCGUGGCAUUCCCUUGGAUUUGAAAGACGUGAAGCCUCCGUUGGCAAGAUGGAAGCUCUAUCGUUGGUUAAAAUGGGCCAUCAACGAGGGAACAAUCGAUCCAGUCGAGUACUUCGUACCGAUCCGAUCGCUGAAAGUCGUCAGCCCUCUGAGAAAAUGCGAGGAGAGCGUAAUUAACAAGUACAGUGCGACAACUAUGGAGGAAGAUUUUCGAGACGAUGAAACAAGUCAGAAAGACAAGUCUCGUGAAACGCCGAAGGAACAGAAGAAAACCUCGACAGAAUCGCCGGAGGAUAUUAGUUUCUGGGCAGAUUUCAAUCAAAUGGAACCGUACGUGAAAGACGUUCACUUCUUUUACAAACUCGAUUACUUCCGAUACAGCGCGAAAUUGUCGGAUCGAUUUCCAAGACCGAGACAGUCGAACGACGAAAAAUCGGAAACUAACAAGAGAGACAGUAAGAAAGGUAGCAGAAAAAGUUCGCCGUCCAAAGCGGCGGCCGAGAGUUCAGAGUUCAUCGACGCUUACAGCUGGCCCCGGAAAAUGUCGAAAACUAGGAACGAGCCUCUGUACGUCUUCGCCGAUUCGUUGGAAGAAAAAUUCUUUCUCAUAGAGUUCUCGACGUUCCAAGUGUCCGUCGAGACGUUCGAAAACGACGACGAUCACGCUGCGGCCCCAACGAUUAAAUUGAAGGGACACAAGGAUUGUUUAAGCGUGGAGCAGCACUGCUGGUUUCGCAGACCGGAGAGGUCCGACUGCUUCGUCUGCGUUUCGACCGCCGGGACAAAGUCAACCGUGAUGGAACUGGAUCGUGGGAGGCACCUCUUGCGAGUUUACUGUCACUCAGAAUCCGAUUGCUUCGUAUCCAUCUCAUCGGAUACGGUUUUCCACGUGGGUGACAGACGAAGGAUGUAUCAACUGAUGCGCACAGAGUCCGAUACCGUCGAUCAGAUGGUGAGACGCAUCAGCAUCUCCGUCAGUAGAGCCUAUCAAGCGUUCGGCACUGAGAAUUACUCGGGGGCCUUGAAGAUUUAUUACGGCAGUUACUUGCCACCGAUCGAAGACCGAAAGAAGGGGUGUAAGACGUUCUACGAUCAAAUACACGGCUAUUUCGUCGACGAACAGGUACAAUUAAUUAAGAAAAUCAUGCCCGAAGACGAGGUCCCGACUGUUCUACGAGCUCUGAGAAUAUUCUUUCUGAAUCACACUGUCGGCUUAGAUCGCUUCAGCGCGAUCUCGAGGCUUUCGAAGAACUCACGAGAACUGAACGUAGGAGGAAGUUUGACGGUGGAUGAAAACUACGCCGUUCGGCAUAACGCUGCAUUUGUUAUUCAAGCGUUCUUCAAAAUGAUCACUAUCAGGAAAUAUUUAAGGAUACACAACCCCCGUCACGAACAGCACGAGCAAGUUUCGCGGAAUUUGAUGAAAGUUGCGGAGUUGUAUAAUUACAAUAAGGGAGAGUCGUUAGCCAAUCAAGUGCUGAGGAAUAUUUUGAAGCAUCAUGAUAAAUUGUACGACGUGUACCAGUGCUCCAGGGACUUCGAACACGUCUUGCAAGCGCAAGAAUUGAAAGGGACGUUGACAAACGUCACGGCAAAUCAGUGGCUGCCUGUUGUAAGACUCGCGAUGAAUCCUUCGUUCUCGGAGACAGUCCUCGCCAGUAUAGACUUGUUCGUUAAUCUACCAAAAUACAGCGUACGCGUGUUUAAGAACGAGACAGGCCAAGAGGUACUGCGACUGGUGAACAACGUGGUCCCAACUCGUUACGAGCAUGCGAAACUCGGUUACACUCUCUUCUGUUACGGCUGGAGCGAUGAUCAAACACUGAAAGAGCUACCUUGGUCCUUAAACAUAAUCACGGUGAAAGGUCAACCCGUGUUUCAUUUUCUGAUGGACGAAGCAACGUUUCUUACGAUCAACGUGCCCCCUUUAUUGGCCAUAGAAGAAUUAUCCAACAGUUACAUUCCCAAUGCGGGGAACUACGUCUCCAAGUGGAUCGUUCGAAUAGCGAAACCCAGCGUGGUGUCGUUUAGACUGAGAGUAUCGUACGAGAAAGUAAGGAUUAGCUUGAGAGUCACAGACGAAGAGGGUCGGGUGUUGUCGCAGGCAAAAGAUACUUGCAUAGUCAUUUUACCGAUGGUGUAUCUGGAUCUCCGACGAAGAUCUACUGAGAUUACACCCGAAAGGAACGAGAUCGACGAUGAAAAUUCCAGUGAAGAAAAAAUCAAUAGCAACGAAGAUAGAAGCAAGGAUGAUCUACGUUACACGAUUUAUCACGUGGAAGCUUUGGUGCUUGAAAACAGCUGGCCACUGACUAGAACAGAAUGGAGUCUUGUGUCAGAGUUCAAGGUGAAACCAACAGGCUCCGUCGUUAAAACAAAAAUGUCACCUUACUCGAACGUGGGAAGACUAUCAAAGAACGAAUCGUUCAGAUCGAAGAAAGUUUCGAGGUUACUUGUCCAAAGUGUUCCAGCUCUCGAGUCGCCAUAUUGGGUUCUUCAAGUGGUUACUGAUUCUGGGAGUGGACUGGAGAUAUUCCAAGACAGGACGAAGGAGAUUGAGAUUGCGAGGAUGAAGGAAGCCUGGGCGAAAGAGAACCCUGACAGCCUGCAACGUGGAAGGGAGCUCCGUGAAGCUUUCAUAAAGAAACAUGAAAUCAAGUCCAAAUCGUCGAUAGAUUCGCCCGAGAAGAAAGUCCCGAGUCAUCCCGAGAAAUCGUUGAGGAGAGACGGCCAGCGUUUGUCGGUCGGGACAUCGGAGAUUUCAAUGGCUCAUUUGGAGGAGAGGACGUUGAAAACGCCUGCGUCUCUUCAUAAACUUCCUCCUCUGGAUCUGGCGGUGUACGAGGUCAGAGAGAAGGAGGAGGACAAACCACGGUUGAAGACAGAAUCGGACGAGGAAAUACUGAGGAACAUCCGCACGAUGAACAUCGUCUACGCUCAAGAUGAUUACGCGCACUUUCUCGAGGAACUGGAGAAUCUGUACAGGCGGCAGAAGUAUCAGUAUGAAACGUUGUACGGAAGAUAUUUAGAUGAAUUUCUCGACAGAAGAUCGAUACUGGAAGACGUGUACGAAGCUCGAAAGGCUUACAUCGAUAGCAUGAGGCCUGCUUCCAGCAUCAAAUCUACCAAGAAGAGCGUCAAGAGCAAGAAAUCUGAAACUUAGAGUAAUUAAUUUAGUUUAAUUCUGCUUUAGUAAUCUAAUGAUGUAAUUGUGAUAGA
Molecule: messenger RNA, 3734 nt
Organism: Frieseomelitta varia
Lineage: Eukaryota; Metazoa; Arthropoda; Insecta; Hymenoptera; Apidae
Exons: 5
Coding region: 1-3678 (1225 amino acids)
Source: RefSeq, a predicted model, not a curated record